UCGUUGCCUCAUUUGUUCAACGAUCAUGAGCACCGCAAUCGAUGUGGACAUGAAAGAAGUCAAGAACGAACCCGUCGAGGGAAUGGCCGACGAAACCUUGCCUCUUGGCAUGUCGGCCUCAGAAUACAAGUUCUACAAAUUCGUCCAGCAGAGUAAACAGGGGGUGCAAUUCAGUGAUCAUCCACCGGAUAUGACCGUCGAACAAGCUUACUUGGCCAUGAACGCCUUGCUGAAAAAGAACGCCCUCGAUGUAGUGCAAAUCAAUAAUGAGAAUAUUAUACGCGCUAUUGAUUUGCGGGAUGCCGAAAAGGCGGGACGACUGAAUGACGAGCAACGUAUUGUAUACAAUGCUAUUCGUGCUGCUGGCAACGUCGGUAUUUGGACGAGGGAUCUGAAAAAGAAGACGAACCUUCAUACGAUUGUGCUGAAUCGAACCCUGAAAGUACUCGAACAAAAGCAAGAGAUCAAAGCCGUGAAACAUGUCAAAUACCCAACACGCAAAAUUUACAUGCUAUAUAAUUUGACGCCCUCCAGUGAAGUGACGGGUGGCGCUUGGUACACCGAUCAAGAACUUGAUACCGAUUUCAUCGACAGCCUAAAGGCCGCCUGUUUGAAAUACAUUUCUGCAAGGAGUUUCCCUCGUCAGGAGAAUAUGAAGGAUGCGGUUUUCGGACCUGAAUACGAACAUUAUCCGACGGCUUCCGAGGUUCGACGAUUCAUUACCGAGUCGCGUAUUUCGUCCAUUGAUCUUUCUGUGAAAGAUAUCACGAGCUUGCUGGAUGUGCUUGUGUACGAUGGCGCGGUCGAGAAAAGACUACCAUUCAUGGUUGGCAUGGAUGAUUUCAGUGACGAUGAAGAUGAAUUGAAUGAUGACUCGGUACAGUGGUCCUACAAAGCCGUCCGCAAGAGUCACAGUCGAUUGCCUACCGAAGCAUUAUCAGAAACACCCUGUGGCAAAUGUCCUGUCUUUACCUUUUGUGUAGAAGACGGACCUGUCUCCCCUUUCAACUGCGAAUAUUUCAAAACAUGGUUGGAUUGGUAAAUCUAUUCCCCUUUUCCAUCUCUUUUCUCAAUCUCUUCUUUUUUUUUCUCAUCUCAUACACAUAUUAUUUUGCCCCUUUACGGCAUCUACAACCACUUGUUUCACAUUAUAUUCUCUCUUG
Molecule: messenger RNA, 1163 nt
Organism: Radiomyces spectabilis
Lineage: Eukaryota; Fungi; Mucoromycota; Mucoromycetes; Mucorales; Radiomycetaceae
Product: RNA polymerase Rpc34
Exons: 6
Coding region: 26-1042 (338 amino acids)
Biological process (GO): transcription by RNA polymerase III
Cellular component (GO): RNA polymerase III complex
Source: RefSeq, a predicted model, not a curated record